AAAAAUAUAAAAUAUCAGUAUAAAUUAAUAAGUAUAUUAUUAUCUUCAAUAUAAAUAUUAAUAAAUUAAAAUGUCUACAACACAAAUAACCAACCCAGCAAAUAUAAUAUGCGGAUUAAAAGCUGCAGUGACGGCUUUGGAAUGUUAUCACAACAUGGAUCUGUUAAAACGAACACAACAAUUGAAAAAGAGAAAAAAGACACACCCACCUAUGUUCCUGAUGAUUCCUAUUGAAGAAAAAGAUAACAUAAAGAAAAAAUUGCAUAUUACACAUAAAACUACUACACCGGUGAAUGAUGUACAAGCAGUAGAGAAAAAGAAAAAACUUAGUAGAAAGAAUAGCUGCAGUAAUUUGGCAAUUGAUUUAAAAUUCCCUGAAAUGAGAGGUGGAAUUUUAUUUACAAGAUGCUGUUGUGUGCACAGAGAUGGUCUUCAAAAUUCUUGUCCACUGACUUCGUGUCAAGGACAAUCUGAAUGCCUCGUUAAACCGUGGGCAGUAUGCCCUGCUGCAAAAUUCUUUCGAUGUCGAUAUCCACAACAGUUUCCAGUGGAAAAGAAUUAAAUACUUAUUUAUAGAUGUUAUUACGUCACAUAAAAAUACCAAUAUUUUAAGAAGAUUUCGCUAUAUGAUUAUAAACGGGUAUGAUAAUAAAUGACUUCCCAAAAUAUUGUAUAUAUUUUUUAUUAAAAUAAAUAAAACAUGCCAUUAAUAUAUAGUACAUAAUAUUAAUUUUUAUUUCAAAUUGAAUUUUCUAUUUAAUUGAAAAGAUAAUCUUAAUUCAAUUGAUCACACAAGUAUCACAAUAUUUGACCACUGGUUUCGUAAAAUUAGCAAGGAACACAGGGAGAAUUACAAAAAAUGUAUGGUGGUGAACAUGGUGGUAGACAUGGCGGUGGAUAUGAUAGUGGACAUGGUGGAGGACAUGGUGGAGGACAUAGUGGAGGACAUGGUGGAGGACAUGGUGGAGGAUAUGGUACACAGAUUUUAUAUGAUAUACAGGGUGGUACUGAUGAUGUUGGUAUACAACAAGAAGUAUUUAAUGGACAAUAAGCACUUGAAGGACAUGGCAGUUUCUGUCCACCACAGAUGUCUUUAGCAUUAUUACACAUUAAUCUACAAUAAGUUGCUAAAGCCGAUUCUCGAGCUUUAUCGGCACAAUAAAAUUUUCUCAGAACAACUUCAGCAUCUCCUAAAUCGGUUAAUUUCAAUAACGCAUAUUGGCCAGAAUUACAAACGGGAUAUAAUUUUGUCAUGCACUCUGGUCUGCCCAUGCAAUCCCACAUCAUGCAUCUAUCUUGUAAACCGUUCCUUUUAAUACACUCACAUCUAUAUAGUAUACUUGCU
Molecule: messenger RNA, 1345 nt
Organism: Nomia melanderi (Alkali bee)
Lineage: Eukaryota; Metazoa; Arthropoda; Insecta; Hymenoptera; Halictidae
Source: RefSeq, a predicted model, not a curated record